Molecule: messenger RNA, 2904 nt
Organism: Rhizoctonia solani
Lineage: Eukaryota; Fungi; Basidiomycota; Agaricomycetes; Cantharellales; Ceratobasidiaceae
Product: exocyst complex component EXO84
Exons: 15
Coding region: 1-2904 (967 amino acids)
Biological process (GO): exocytosis; Golgi to plasma membrane transport; intracellular protein localization
Cellular component (GO): exocyst
Source: RefSeq, a predicted model, not a curated record
AUGAAGUCCCUCCGCACACGCCGCUCAACACCCUCCACGGUCCCCCAAUCCCGCCCCCCGAAACAAAAACUCUCGAAAUCCAACAAGGAUGCACGCAAGUCCCGAGUCGACGACAAGAUGAAGCGCCGCAUGUCGGCGCGGUACGCAGACAUAUCCGACCCGCGCGACGCCGAGGUCCCAGACAUGCCGGACCUGCGUGACCUGAGGCGGAUUGCGCAGAGCUCCGUCGGAGGUCCGGCCCAUAUCAGUAAUAAUAAUAACAAUAAUAACGGGCGUCACUACCAUAGUACGUUUGACGACGAGGACGACGAGGACGGUGGUUUGGCUGGGAUCGGAUCGAGUACGGGCGUGGCGAGGAGGGAAGAGCCGAGGGUGGACGUGUUGGAUGUGAGGGACUUGGAGCAGGAAGAGUUUGAUCCUGAUGCGUAUUUGAGGAGUAAAUUGGCGUCGAGUACCGAGGCCGAGUUGAGAGCCUUUCAGACGGCGUUGCAGACGACCAAGGAUGCGACCGCGUUGGAUUUACAAAAGAAUGUGUUUAAAAAUUAUUCAGAUUUCGUGGUUAUUUCCAAGGAGAUUAGUACUCUUGAAAACGACAUGCUCGAACUCAAGGCUUCUCUCCAAGAAUGGAAGAAUAUGCCCACUCUCCUUGCGCUCGAUCCUUCGACAAGCAAUACCACGGGCGAAUCGGCCAAUGUGACGGAUGCAAGACGGCGGACUGCGCGGUCAUCUAUCGCCGACUUGCGCACGCUAUACAUUUCCCAACUCCAAACGCUCCAUACGACCAUCGAGGGCUCCGCCACGUUUGUGCCCACGAUCCCAGGACGACACAUUAUUGCCGAAGCCUCGGACUUGCAACAGCUCAACGCGGCGACCUAUCGUCCCGAACACGGCGCACACAUUGUGCUCCUCGACGACACGCUCCUCGUCGCGCGCCGAAGACGCGGAAGAUUAGUUGCGGACCGUGCCUGGCAGCUGAGCGAAAUCAGUCUCGUCGAUGUGCGCGACACGUCCGAGCUCCAGAAUGUGUUCAAGAUCAAACGAGGGCAGGAUACGUUUGUGUACCGGACCGAACGGCUGUCGGAUAAGCGCGCGUUGCUUUCGCAGUUUAGAAAAGCGGCGGAGGAGUUGGCGGCUAGGAAGCGCAAGGAGCGUGAGGGGGAGCAUGAGAAAAGGCGGAGUUUGUGGGUUGCAGGGGAUCGCAAGUCUCUGGUGUUCGAUGCGUUGCCUGCGUUGCCUGCUUGGAUGGCCGAGAUGGCUGCUGGUUCGGGGGGUGCGGCUGCCAAAGCUGAACAGGACGAGAGGUGGAUCAAUGGGUUUAUUGACGAGCUUACGGUUGCGGUUGCGUUGAGAGAUUGGGAUUCGGCAGUAAACUUGGUGGUCAAGGGCCAGGGCAGGACAGCCAUGAUGCCCGGAUUGUCGUCCAAACUUACCCCACUUGCGGAACAACUCACGGCUGACCUUCUUGGGGCUCUAGCGGAUCCAGCUCAGCGUCGAUCUUCCACCAUCAAACUCGUCGCAUACAUUGUUCGGCUAGGACCUGACGCACUUGUUCGCGCUAGGGAUAUGUUCCUCAAUGCACGCGCAUCAUUGAUGCGUAGACGCGUGCGGGCAAUCCGCUUUGAGGGUGACGUUCGAGCAUACAUCAAGGAAUUGGCUUUGAUUGUGUUUACGAGCGUCAAGCACACGGCCGAUUGGUACCUGGCUUCAUUCAAGGACUUUGAAAUGGCAUCAGGGAUGAUUCGCUGGGCAAAGGAACAGGUUGAAGACUUUGCCAAACUGUUUUGUAUCCAAGUUUAUGGUUCCGAGACAAACGAGUAUGACCCGACCCAUAGUGAAGAAGAUACUACGGUUGCACAAGAGUGCAUCCAAAUAGCUAAAAACCAGAAUCGACGUUUGCUUCGCGAUAUCGGCAUGGACUUUAGCUUUGUGUUACUUGACUUGAUAUCACUACCAGCACCGCCCUCCGAAACCAAGCCGCAGAUACAGACACAGCUCGUUCCCGAGAUUUCUCUGCCGAGUACGCCGACCGAAAGUCUUGCGAGUCGACCUCCACGACCACCUCGUAGCCCAGCCCCUCCUCCGCCACGGUCACGAGACAGAGAACGGGAAGGUUCGACGGGAAGGAGGGUUGGUGAAGAGAGACACCGUGUUCAGGUAGACUUGACGAGUCACGAUGCUGAAGAAUACAAUUGGCCAUACGUGUUUGAAGUAUGGAAGAAUGUUAGUAGUAGUGAGAGCGAAAGGAUACACGUAAAGGAAGUGUGGUCUACUCCGAUGUUCUGGAAUAAUAACCAGCCUGCCGGAAGUUUUAUCCGCUUUCGAGUCUGGGAUGCGAAUGAUUCUGUUCGCCAAUCGAGCUUUAUUCAAGUGCAACCGAAUACCACCACCUCCACGUCGACCAUAAGCAUGGUGUCUACAAGAUUAGGAGCCUCAAUAAAUGCAAAGGCCACCUUGACCUCGUAUUCCACAAACUUUCGCAUCGCUACAAUCUUGACUUCAGGAACCAAAACUGCAUUCCCAACUGCAAUGGUUAGUUCUACCUCUGCGAAUGCCUAUACGGGUGCCAUUGCGGGUGGAGUUGUGGGCGGGGUCUUGCUACUUGCAAUUAUUACUGCUGCCCUGAUAUUUUUCCUUCGUCGGCGCCAAUCUAGGCCGCACGUAUACAAAGAAAAGAUGGGUUUGUUCAACCAACCGGCGGUUAUUACUCCAUUCAUAUACGAAGGUCCACCUCAAACUCGCACCCAACCACAGCGAUACGACGAACCGUCCAGACCCUGUCAAGAUGCUGAAGGCUCCCCACCCUGUUAUUCCCCUCCCCCGUCGAAUUUAUACCCAUCAACCUAUACCACACCUUCCUCAACAAAAAAGGGGGCUUACACGCCAGUUAGUACCGUUCCCCACUAG